Tinamus guttatus (white-throated tinamou) is the source of this 889-nucleotide messenger RNA. Lineage: Eukaryota; Metazoa; Chordata; Aves; Tinamiformes; Tinamidae. The record is from RefSeq and is a predicted model, not a curated record.
UGACUGAGACUCGUGGGAUCCUGGAGAGCAUACAAAGAUUUUCUUUACUGCCAACUUACUUGCCUGUGAGCUAUCGUAUCCACAAUGCGGAUAUUUCCUUCUUUCUCAAGGAGGCCAACCAGGAUAUUAUGAGGAAUUCCAGCUUGCAGUCCCGAGUGGAAUCCUUUCUGAUCUACAAAUCUAAGAGGCCACCUGUGUUAAAUGCCACCUAUGGACCUUUUUCCACUGAACAAGUAGUGCCCCAGGACUUAAUGUUGUCUUCAAAUCCCUUUGCAUCUACUAACAAGUUCUCCUUCAACUGGAAACUGAAGGCCUACAUAAUGAGUGACAAGAUUUACCCGAGCAAGCCCAAAGUGCAGAUCCUCUUCUACAUCGUGGGCCGGGACUGGGAUGACUACAGCACCACGGAGCGGCUGCCCUGCCUGCGGGUCUUUGCCUUCCGAGAGACGCGGGAAGUCCGGGGCAGCUGCAGGCUCAAAGGAGACCUGGGCUUGUGCGUGGCCGAGCUGGAGCUGCUGCCCAGCUGGUUUAGUCCCCCCACGGUUGUUGCUGGCCGUAAGAAGCCGACGGAUCAGUCGGAAGGGAGCCCUGUGGAGCUGUACUAUGCAAUCCAGCCAGGCGAUGAGAGAGGGGAAUGCUUGAAGGAGGAUGUAAGAAAAAGCAAUGGCAUUCGACCAGGGCACAAUGACAUUGAUGAGUCAGCACCUCCCUUGCAAAGAAUUGGAAGUGUUUUCCUUUACCAGACACAUGCUGGCCCUUCCUUAUAUGAAAUGAGGUUGGAUAAUAACAUUGCCAUCAAAUACACACCAAAGACUGUCAAACAAGGUGACAUUUUGACUUUCAUUGUAUCUAUUGCUAAAAAUUCAACAGAAGAUCAGUUCACAUUGAG